UAGUCAUCGACUCCCGGGAAAGGGUAGAAGAAGGGGACCUAUUAUGGGACAUACAAUGCAUUACAGACGUAUGAUCAUUACGCUUGAAUCGGGUUAUUCUAUUCCACCUCUUAUAGAGAAAAGAACUUAAAGCAAAAUACUUAAUAACAUGGCGAUACAUUUAUACAAAACUUCUACCCCUACCCCGAGCACAGGAUUAAUAAACAGUCAAGUGAAAUCCAAUCCACGAAAUAAUUUGAUCUAUGGACAGCAUCGUUGUAGUAAAGGUCGUAAUGCCAGAGGAAUCAUUACCGCACGGCAUAGAGGGGGAGGUCAUAAGCGUCUAUACCGUAAAAUCGAUUUUCGACGGAAUGAAAAAGACAUAUCUGGUAGAAUCGUAACCAUAGAAUACGACCCUAAUCGAAAUGCAUACAUUUGUCUCAUACACUAUGGGGAUGGUGAGAAGAGAUAUAUUUUACAUCCCAGAGGGGCUAUAAUUGGAGAUACCAUUGUUUCUGGUACAGAAGUUCCUAUAUCAAUGGGAAAUGCCCUACCUUUGAGUGCGGAUAUCCCCUUAGGCAAGGCCAUACAUAACAUAGAAAUUACACUUGGAAAGGGUGGACAAUUAGCUAGAGCAGCAGGUGCUGUAGCGAAACUGAUAGCAAAAGAAGGUAAAUCGGCCACAUUAAGAUUACCAUCUGGGGAGGUCCGUGUGAUAUCCAAAAACUGCUUAGCAACAGUCGGACAAGUGGGUAAUGUUGGGGUGAACCAAAAAAGUUUGGGUAGAGCCGGAUCUAAGUGUUGGCUAGGUAAGCGUCCUGUAGUAAGAGGAGUAGUUAUGAACCCUGUAGACCAUCCCCAUGGGGGCGGUGAGGGGAGAGCCCCAAUUGGUAGAAAAAAACCCACAACCCCUUGGGGUUAUCCUGCGCUUGGAAGAAGAAGUAGGAAAAGGAAAAAAUAUAGUGAUAGUUUUAUUCUUCGUCGCCGUAAAUAGGAAUAUUGAAAAUAGAAUUUUUUUUAUUUGAAAAAAAUGUAAUGGGCGAACGACGGGAAUUGAACCCGCGCAUGGUGGAUUCACAAUCCACUGCCUUGAUCCACUUGGCUACAUCCGCCCCUUUUCUAGCUAAAGGAUUUUCUCUUUUUUCCAUUCAUCAUUAUUGUAUUUAUUCUGACCUCCAUACUUAACUUAGAUCGAGAUAUUGGACAUAGAAUGCUAAUCUUUAAAAUAAAAAAUGUAAAAAAAGGAGUAAUACACUGUGACAUGACACGUUCACUAAAAAAAAACCCUUUUGUAGCUAAUCAUUUAUCGGCAAAAAUUGAAAAACUCAACACGAGGGAAGAGAAAGAAAUAAUAGUAACUUGGUCUCGGGCAUCUACUAUUAUACCCACAAUGAUUGGCCAUACAAUCGCUAUUCAUAAUGGAAAGGAACAUUUACCUAUUUAUAUAACGGAUCGUAUGGUGGGUCACAAAUUGGGAGAAUUUGCACCUACUCUGUCUUUUACGAGACACGCAAGAAACGAUAAUAAAUCUCGUCGUUAAGUUCAUUUCUUAUACUUUAUAUACUUAUGUAUUUGUAUUUAAUAUACAUAUAUACAAUCUAAAUAUCUAAAUAUGUUAUACAAUAUAAAUAAAUAUGUAUGCUAUACGCAAAAAAUAAAUAAAAAAAAGAAGUGCUUAACAUUCAUUGCAUCAAACAAAAUAACAAUAUGAUAAAUAACUCAAUUUCAGAUAAAGAAAUAAGAAUUUUAGUUCAAAAUAUAUGUAAUAUGUCUGUUUUCAAAGGGCGAAGAGUAAUUGAUCAAAUUCGUGGGCGUUCAUAUGAAGAAACACUUAUGAUAUUGGAACUCAUGCCUUAUCGAGCAUGUUAUCCAAUUUUAAAACUGGUUUAUUCGGCAGCAGCAAAUGCUAGUCAUAAUAUGAAUUUGAAGGAAACUGAUUUAUUUAUUAGUGAAGCUAAAGUUAAUAAGAGUAGUUUUAUAAAAAAAUUAAGACCUCGAGCUCGAGGACGUAGUUAUGGUAUAAAAAGUCCCACUUGUCAUAUAACAAUUGUAUUAAAAGAAAAAUCUAAAUUUUUAUUAGAUAAAUCUAAGAUUUAGAUUCGUUAUAUUAUUUAUAGUCAAAUAUAAUAUAUGGGUGGAAAAAAUAUAAUAGAAAAAUAUGGGACAAAAAAUAAAUCCACUUGGUUUCAGACUUGGUACAACUCAACAUCAUCAUUCCUUUUGGUUCGAGAAACCAAAAAAUUAUUCUGUAAGUUUACAAGAAGAUGAAAAAAUAAGGAAUUGUAUUAAGAACUAUGUACAAAAAAAUAGGAGAAUAUCCUCGGGUUUCGAAGGAAUUGCACGGAUAGAAAUUAAAAAAAGGAUCGAUUUAAUUCAGGUCAUAAUCUAUAUUGGAUUUCCUAAUUUCUUAAUAGAGGGCCAAACAGGAAGCAUCGAAGAAUUACAGGUGAAUAUACAAAAAAAUUGCAUUCUGUGAACCGGAGACUCAAUAUUACUAUUACAAAAGUGGAAAAACCCUAUGGGCAACCUAAUAUUCUUGCGGAAUAUAUAGCUUUACAAUUAAAAAAUAGAGUUUCAUUCCGAAAGGCAAUGAAAAAAGCUAUUGAAUUAGCUGAACAAACAGAUACAAAAGGAAUUCAAGUGCAAAUUGCAGGGCGGAUCAACGGAAAAGAAAUUGCACGUGUCGAAUGGAUCAGAGAGGGGAGAGUUCCCUUACACACAAUUCGCGCUAAAAUUGAUCAUUGUUCCUAUACAAUUCGAACUAUUUAUGGAGUAUUAGGCAUCAAAAUUUGGAUAUUUUGGGAGGAGCAAUAAUAGACUUUUAUUUGUCUUUCCUUUCUAUUCAG
Molecule: messenger RNA, 2825 nt
Organism: Zingiber officinale
Lineage: Eukaryota; Viridiplantae; Streptophyta; Magnoliopsida; Zingiberales; Zingiberaceae
Product: 50S ribosomal protein L2, chloroplastic
Exons: 2
Coding region: 149-973 (274 amino acids)
Biological process (GO): cytoplasmic translation
Cellular component (GO): ribosome; large ribosomal subunit
Molecular function (GO): transferase activity; structural constituent of ribosome; RNA binding
Source: RefSeq, a predicted model, not a curated record